GGAAGGAGGAAACCUGGAGGGAUGAGAGAUUGCUACAAAACAACAGGAAUCACAUUGGAUAGACAUUCCAUCGCUUAGCUAUGGCUACAAAGACAGAGCAGUGAGAGUGGACGUUUUCCUGACAUGUUGGUUGACUAAUAUACACCUAGCUGGUCCUAGAUCCGCUCAUCGAAGUUUUGGCUGAAGAAGUUUAACGUUAACAGCGGUACGGCUAGCCAUUAACGUUAUCACCGGGCUGACACACAACAAAGAGAGAAACCAUGGUGUCCUGGAUGAUUUCGAGAAGCGUUGUGCUGUUAUUUGGGACUCUGUAUCCUGCAUACUACUCUUACAAAGCUGUCAAGACAAAAAAUGUUAAGGAAUAUGUGCGAUGGAUGAUGUACUGGAUUGUGUUUGCCCUCUACACUGUGGUGGAGACCAUCACUGACCUAACACUGGCAUGGUUUCCUCUGUACUACGAGCUGAAGAUAGCCUUUGUGAUCUGGCUGCUGUCCCCCUACACCAGAGGAGCAAGUCUCAUUUACAGGAAGUGUCUGCACCCUCUGCUGUCCUCCAGGGAGAGGGAAAUAGACGAGUAUAUUGUGCAGGCCAAAGAGAGGAGCUAUGAGACCAUGGUCAACUUUGGCAAGCAGGGACUGAGCAUCGCAGCCACCGCUGCUGUCACUGCAGCUGUCAAGGGUCAGGGUGCCAUCACAGAGAAGCUGCGUAGCCUGAGUAUGCACGACCUGACACAGAUCAACCAGCAGGAUGAUGCAGGGAACCAGCUCUACCCCUACAGCUCCAAGUCUGCCAACCCCGCCAUCAGGAGAUCUCAGAGCACUGACGCUGGAGACGGAGACUACUACUAUGACCAGGAUGAGAGGAGUGAUGAAGAGGCUGAGCCAACCUUCUCUGAAGACGAGGCAGUGACCCAGAAAGGACUGAGACGAUCGCAGAGUGUCAAGAUCACACGAUCCAGAGUCCGCAAAGAUGCUCGUUAUGGAUCCCUGAAGAUUAAAGGCAAGAAGAGACCAGCACUGAGCUCCGUGAACUACGGACUGUGAAAAGAACACUGCAGACACACACUCACAAACACGCACAGCAGAGCAAUCUGCUGAUUGGUGGUAUUCCAGCUCUACUCAGUCUGACUUUUCACUCUGCUGAAGUCUUUUUAUCUCUUUGAUGAUGAGCUUUCUUCUGACAUAUUUAUUACUUAAUUAAUCCAAAAACCUGUGACUCUUUGAGAACUUUUUAUUUGGGUUGAUGGCAUUGAUACAUUUUGCAUGGACUUGUGUGUUUCAUCUGUUGUUCACUAGAAUAGUAGUUUUUAGGUGUGAUCUUAUAUAUGUGUAGUCUUUUUAAAUUUUAGAUACAUUCUCUCCACUUGAGUCUUUUGAUUUUAAUUUCAUACCACAAGUUUUUUGGUGCCACUAAUAAGGCUUUAAUAAAGAGUCAAUGGCUUAACCUAAAAGUAAAAAGGUUUACUAUGCAAAAUUUACCUAAAAACAAUAUGUACAAAAGUAAUCACUCUCAAUCAUCACUUAUGACCCACUAGAAGUAUGCUGCAGUGUCUGUAUCUGCAGUAGUCCUGCAAAGCUAGACCUUCCUCCACAGCACUGUGUCAGUGCUAGAAAGGUCUGCAUGCACCCAUUAUCGUUCUGCUAUAUGGGCAAAAACACUCCGCCUUUUUUGUGUUUCUGUAUACCCAGUGUGAGGGACAAUUCCUGGCUAGUGUGACUUUAAAUCAUAUACUAAUGCUUAAUAGCUUUGCUAUAAGACAUUAAUCAGAACAACUUUGAGUUACUGGGGUGUGAAUGUUUGUCCUCCACUAAAACUUGCUAUAUCUUUUUAGCUUUUUAAUUCGUCAAGAGGUCUCUCCCACUAAAACAUGUUUUCUUUCUUUAAAAGCAGCAGCACAUCUAGAGAUUCAGGGUCUCACCCGUUUUUUUGUGCAUAGACGUAGUUUUCAGCAAAAAUCCACAGUAAAUUGAUGUUUGGACGUCAUACUGGCAACAUUACACCUUUUCAUUAUAUGUCUACAUGUGUAGAAUAUGUCACAGACAUUAAUUCAAUACUUCUGGUUUCCAUUUCAAAAUGAAAGCCAUGUAGCAUUUUUGUGGACGGGAUCCCUUAUUUUUUUAACACAAGGCUUUUAUUCUGAAAUUAAAAUUUUGUUUUGAAAUUUUUAAACAGUGAAUUGCACAGCUACAUAAAUCAGUGGAGUACUGGCUUUUAUUUGUUUAAAUAUGAGGGUAGAAAUUAAAUGAUACAUUCUAUUAUUUAUGGACAUUAUGAAAGCCAAACUCAGUGUUAAUGACAGGCAGUGCAGCAGGCGAAACACUGUCUGUGUGAACAUCAUGUGCAUUUUCCAGUGCUAUAAACAUUUGAUUAUUAGGAAGUGAUGCCCAUGAGCCCUUUUUAAAGCCGCAUUUAGGGAAGUUAUUCCAUUUUUGCCUUAAUUGGUUGUUAGUUUAGCGCCUUAUAGCGUUUUUGCCCUCAACUUCACUGUUUUUGUUCAAACAAAUUUACCAACUACCUGCUGAGGAAAGUGAAUAUGAAACAUUUUUAACUGCAAACAUGAUACCGAAAUGAAGACAUUUUCACAACCAAGCAAUUCAAAAGUUGUUUCAUUAUUGGUUAAUGAUUGAUCUGUCCUUAGUAAAUUAUUUUAUUACCCAUUUGGUAAGCUAUUAGUUUUUCCGCUUAAAAACCCUUAAUCAAGAAUACUUUAUUAUAACAUUGCUUUGGCUGCCUGUUAUGUAUUUUAUCAGUGAGGAAGUUGUUCCAAGAUGAAGCUCUGACACUAGUGUUGUUGUCCAUUCACCUCUCUAUGGCUAAAUAUACUAAUGGAGACUAUUUUAACCCUGAGGGACACAUGCAGGUUCAGACACAUGUAACAUUCCCUUGAGAGUCGCAGUGGGAUACCAGCAGCUCCAACAUGAACGUUUGAACUUUAGGAGAGAGUGGCAUAGACUUGAGCCUGUCUUAGUGAAAUACACUUGAACACCAGCAGAUGAACACUAUCCCUCAUUCCAGUCAGAGGGGGGACUGUCAACAACAAUGAAGAGAUAGAAAGGGAAGAGAAAACCAAAUGAAUAAAACAAAGUGAUUCUUCCAGGUUUCACUGUGUACAUUUUGCCUUUAUAAAGGCUCAGAACUCCCUCACUAUUAAUGAUGAUUUUCUAUUUUCCUGCUUUUUACUCAUGUAUUUUUAUAUGUGUGUCCUGAUCACACCCCUGGUUGUAAAUAUCUAGCUGUAUUUCUUAGUACCAUUGAAGAUUUAAAUGUUAUUUUGUGUGAGUGUGUGUUACCUUUGGAUUGAAAGAAGUCUUUUGUAUGUAACCACCUGUUUUUGCACAUAUACCUCCUCCCAAACCUUUUUAUCAAUGCUGUUUUUGCUUGUCAUCUCAUUUUAUAUUGUACCUUGCUGUGGGAGGAUGCAGCACAUAAUGAGCCUAACCAUUCUAACACCAACGGCCUCUCAUGACAUUUUAAAGUUUGGCUUGUUCUUCUUGUCGGUGCGAUACUGCUGAUGAGCUGUGGCUCAAAUACUUUCUACAGUUUAGAUUAGAUAUAAAAGGCUUUUUAUGUGAUUUCUGUCAGCCUGCUUCUGAUUUAGCAGUGCUGGCAGGCUAAUGACCCAGUACUCACAAA
Messenger RNA from Centropristis striata (black sea bass), 3633 nucleotides. RefSeq names its product receptor accessory protein 3b (gene reep3b). Gene Ontology annotation, molecular function: microtubule binding. Gene Ontology annotation, biological process: endoplasmic reticulum tubular network organization. Bases 261 to 1043 code for a protein of 260 amino acids. The transcript is spliced from 8 exons. Lineage: Eukaryota; Metazoa; Chordata; Actinopteri; Perciformes; Serranidae. The record is from RefSeq and is a predicted model, not a curated record. Gene Ontology annotation, cellular component: endoplasmic reticulum membrane; cytoplasmic microtubule; endoplasmic reticulum tubular network.